AUGGUAUUUAUUGCACCUGCUGUUCAUUAUUCAGCAUUAGCCACCCUACCACCAGAACUAACAUCUUCCAAAAGUCAUCAAUCAAUUAAACAUACAGCUAGUAUUCGAUUUAAAAUGAAUCGAAUAUUCAAAAAAUUACUCAAUAAUGAUAUCCAUAAUGAACAUAUUCAAUUACCUAAAACAGACGUUCAUUUGUCUGAAACUAUAGAACAUAAUAAUGAUGCUAGCAUAUCAACAGUUGUUAAAAAUCCUAAUAAUAGUAAUAAUGAUAAUCGAACACUUGCUGAACAAGAAUCACGAAGAUCUAUGCCAUCUUUAAGUGAACCUUUCGAACGUUUGCCAUUUACUGAACCUUAUUUUUCAAUAUCACCAAAAACUGAAAAAUUUCCUUUUGAAUUAUCUGCUUAUCAUAAACAUUGUAUUCAUCAACAGAAAUAUAUAGAUCAAAAACAAUAUCAUCAUGAAUCAUCAUUAACAAAACAAACAAAAUUUUCACAACAAAAUCCAUCGAUAUCAACAUCUAUCAAACAACAUCGUUCUGAUUUAGUAAAUUGUCGAUUACAAGAUUCAAAUGAACAACAAUCUCAAAUUGAAUGCAAUAAUAAACAAUCGAACUCUACAACAACAUUGCCUGUAUCAACAUCCAUUGAAAAUCAUAUUGGAUUACGAUAUGCUUCUCGAAGAAAUACCAUUACAAAUAGUCAUAGUGUUCGCUCAUCAUAUGCACAACAACAUCUUCGACGUUUACAUAGUAAAUCAAAGGUACGUCCAAUUUUCAAUGAAACAAAAACAUCAUCAAUAACAUCACAAAAUAAAUCAUUACCAUUAUCAUCAAUUUCAUCAUCAAUUGCUCAUCGAAUUGAAUUGCUUAAACAAGCCAUGCAUAGUAAUCAACUUGAAUUUCAUCAUCCAAAAUCAGAUAAAAUAUCUUCUAUUGAAUUAUCAUCUCAUGCAUUGAUUGAUAAAAUUGAUAAAGAAACUCAAACGAAUGAUAAUCAAUUAAAAUCAUCUGAAUUUUAUCAUAUUCAUCAUCAUCAUAUACAUUCUUCAUCAUUUUUAUCUAAUGAAUGGCGAACAUAUUUCUCUAUUAUAGGAACAUUAUCAAUUAUUUUUCUGCUUCUUAUAGAAUUGCUAACAAUAAUAUUUUGA
This is a messenger RNA of Rotaria sp. Silwood2, 1149 nucleotides long. The record is from the annotation of a GenBank genome assembly. NCBI's taxonomy places the organism in Eukaryota, Metazoa, Rotifera, Eurotatoria, Philodinida, Philodinidae.